AUGGCAUUUGUUAUUUCCUUUCUAAAAAUUUUAUUUCUAAAAUCGAUAAUUUACGAAAAUUGUAUUACAGACAAUACUGCUGAUUGUAGAUAUACAGAUUUCUCUAUUGCUGGAAUGAGUGGUUCAACAUUAGAUAGAUGUGGCUCACAAGCUAAAAAUUUAUUUAUGGGACCUUAUGCAUAGUUAACUAGAGUAACCAAAACAUUUAUAAAUAUUCCACCAAACAAAUAAAUGGAACUUUCAAUUGGUAUUUGGAAACUUGACUCUUGGGAUUCAGAAGGAUUUGAGAUUUAUGCAAAUGAUAUAUUAAUAUAAACUCUUUUAGUAUCAGCAUAUGAAGGAAUUUUUACUUGUAGAAAUGGCGAAUUUUAAGAUUAACUAAUUCCCCUUUCAUUAAAAUUUUAAAUAUCAGGAACUGAUUUAACAAUAUAAUUAAAAGAUAAUUUAGACUAAAGUUCUUGGGAUGGUAUAAAUUUAAUUAUUUUUAGAAUCAUGGGGAUUUAGAGACUUUAUUUUAAGGCUUGCAGUCCCUUGUGUUAACUUUUAUAGCGAAUGUAAUUAUACUGGAACAUUAUUUUAAAUAUGUUAAGGUGAAUAAACAAAGAAGCAAACUAGUAUUCCUUAUGAAAUCAAAUCAAUUCUAAUGGGUCCUGGUAUUAUUGUGAAAUUUAAAGGUCCAAACUAUUUUUCAGGAGUAUUACAAGAGUUUACUACUUCCUAACCUUGUUUGAAUGGUUUUAAGGUAAACAUUUAGUCAUCAAGUUUUAGUUUACAAAAUAUAUCAAGCCUUCAUGA
Molecule: messenger RNA, 795 nt
Organism: Paramecium pentaurelia
Lineage: Eukaryota; Ciliophora; Oligohymenophorea; Peniculida; Parameciidae
Source: the annotation of a GenBank genome assembly